Danio aesculapii is the source of this 2302-nucleotide messenger RNA. It is a transcript of the gene ghdc, whose product is annotated as GH3 domain containing. Gene Ontology annotation, cellular component: cytoplasm. The record is from RefSeq and is a predicted model, not a curated record. The transcript is spliced from 11 exons. NCBI's taxonomy places the organism in Eukaryota, Metazoa, Chordata, Actinopteri, Cypriniformes, Danionidae. Gene Ontology annotation, molecular function: acid-amino acid ligase activity. The coding region runs from base 32 to 1882 and encodes 616 amino acids.
UUGCUUUCGGUUUAGAGUCGUACUGCCCGUCAUGAUGCUCACACAUGGCUUCUGGAUCAUUUUACCAAUUUGUAUUGCGUUGUUGGCCGUGACAGUAACACGUGCUCCUGCGGGCUUACUUCUGCUCCUAUGUCUCUGCAUUAUGGCUCUUCUGUGGAAGAUAAAGAUUAAGAAUCGCUCCCUGUUGAGUCUUUUGACUCAGUGCGUGGCUAUGAAAUCAGUGGGCUGGCUAGGCAAUCGCCAGAGAAACAGACUGGAGAAGGACACCCAGGAAAUUCAUCGCGUUCAGGAGGAAACGCUGCUCAAGCGCCUGCGCAAACACUCGGACACAGUCUACGGCAAACUCUACGAGUUUAGCUCGAUUAAAGACACCGAAACAUUUAAACAUCGUCAUCCAGUCACAAAUUAUGACCAUUAUGAAAAGUUUGUGGAUCGUGUUGCUAAAGGAGAGCAGAAGGUUUUAAUAUCGGAGAAUCCUCUUAUUUUGGCUAUGACAUCAGGAACGUCUGGAUCCAGCCGUAUGCUUCUGAGCACCAAAGACACCAACACAGACUUCUUCCUACAGGGGGUUACUGUUUGUCUAGAUGCCAUGAGACGAGCCUUUCCAGCCACUGAAUGUCUUCAAAAAACCCUGAAACUCUUUUACUCCCCUCUCAUUCGUCAAAGUGAGGCAGGUAUUCCCAUCGGCCCCAACUCCUCAACCCCUGCGUCUUCUAGAUACAUGCUCUACCUGUACACCACACCAGCGCUCGUCUAUCAGGUACUUAAUGAGAGAGAUGCCUUGUAUCUCCAUCUGUUGUUUGGGUUGAAGGAUCGCAAUCUUGGCAUGCUGGAAUCAAACUUCUGCUCAACCAUCUUUUAUGCCUUCAGAGCCCUUGAGGAACAUUGGAGAGAUCUUGUUAUGGAUGUGGAAGUGGGCAUGAUCAGCUCUGCUCUGAACCUAAAGGCUGAUGUCCGCUGUGGUCUAGAAAAGCUGAUGAAGCCGGAUCCAGAGAGAGCUGCUGAACUCACAGCUCAGUUUGAGGAAGGAUUUGAGAGAAUUGCUCUCAGAUUAUGGCCUCAGUUACACCUGGUCCUGGCAGUGGACUCGGGUUCCAAUCAGAUUUAUGGAGAGAUGUUACGGCAACACUACUGUAAAGAUGUGCCAUUCUACUCCCCAUUCUAUGCUGCAACAGAAGGAUUAAUAGGUGUAAACUUGUGGCCUCUGCAAGAGAGCAGACAGUAUCUCCUGUGUCCUCGCUCCAUGUUCUGUGAGUUCAUACCGGAGGAGGAUCUGGAGUCAGAGCAGCCCAAAACUCUCUUGAUGGAGCAACUUAAGGAAGGACACAGCUAUGAGCUGCUGGUUACCAAUGCAUCCGGAUUAUUCAGGUAUCCCAUUGGAGAUAUUGUUAAAGUAGUUGGGUUUCAUAAUCAGUGUCCAAAAGUGGAGUUUCAGUACAGGCGUGGUCAGAUGUUGAACGUUCGUGGUGAAAAAGUGUCUGAAUUGCUGUUUUUGGGAGCUCUUAAGCGGGCUGUGAUGCAGUGGCCGGGAGCCAGGCUCAUAGACUACAGCUGUGUUGAGAGUGGCAUUCUAGGAAAUGCAUCUGGAAUUGCUCAACCUCAUUAUCUUGUGUUUGUGGAGCUAAAGGGUUUGAGAAACCUCUCAGAGGAACAAAGAUACAAGUUAGACCAGUCUCUGCAGGAGGACUCUUCCAUCUACAAAUCCUAUAGGAUUAAGGGCAGCAUUGGACCAAUGAGAGUUCAGCUUGUCCGCAAUGGCAGUUUUGAAGAACUGAAAGAUCACAUGGUGGCCUUCUCUAGUGUUUCAUCUAGCACCUUCAAAAUGCAGCGUGUGAUACGCAGGAAAGAGUUUGCAGAUUUUUUACUGCAGAGGGCUUUAUGAGCAUUUCAAUUUGAAUAUACUUUGUCGCAUAUUAAUUUUAUAUAUACAAAGAGUGGUAAAUCCAUUGGUGGGUUGAUUCAUCUAAAAAGAUUGUGAUUGCUGUGUUUAAGUAUUUGGACCUGCCAUUCACAAUAAUAUUUGCUCAACCAGUAGCAUGAGUUGGAAAUACGUGUUUAUCCAAGUCAUACAGGUGAGAAACAUGUUGGCAGAACUGCUUGUUGUUACUAGAACAAUGGUUCUUAAUGGUGGAGGACUACAGUACUGCACAUUUUAAAUGUGUUCAUCAUUAGAAAAGGGUUGGAUUAGCGACCUAAAAUGCCUAAUUAUUAGGUUGUUUUUGUAAAAAUCUUGCAGGUAUGUAUAACAAGACAAAUAAAAUUAUGUAUUAAACAGCAUAAUUAAAAAACAUACAUGAUAGAA